Molecule: messenger RNA, 18001 nt
Organism: Hemicordylus capensis (graceful crag lizard)
Lineage: Eukaryota; Metazoa; Chordata; Lepidosauria; Squamata; Cordylidae
Gene: SACS
Product: sacsin molecular chaperone
Exons: 11
Coding region: 2432-16198 (4588 amino acids)
Molecular function (GO): Hsp70 protein binding
Source: RefSeq, a predicted model, not a curated record
AGUCACUUCUGUGCCCUGGGCGUGAUGAACUAUCAGGAGCUGAGGCCUUUAAUUUAUUUGCACAUUUAUAUGUUGCCCUUCACUACAUAGUAGUGAAUAAGGAUGUUUCCUUUGCUAUACCAGAUAUAAAUAUCUGGUAUAGCAAAGGAGACAUCCUUAUUUGUUCUGGCCCCACGAUAUUAUGCUAGUGUCCACUGCAUUUUUAAACUUACCAAUAAGAAAUCAUUGCAUAUCCUCACAGGGCAGCUGACAAACCUGACAAUUAAAACAAAACUUUUUUUUAAGAAUCUGAAAAAUGACAUGUCAGUAACUCAGUUGCCAUUUUCAUUUCCUCAUGUGUGUGCGUGCUCACACAUGCUUUAGGGACCAGCACUACAACUGCUAUGCUUUUAACAAAAGCAUUCUCUGCUGUACCUGCUGAAAUUAAAGGAAAAGCAGUGCACUUUAACGCUGCCAUGCUAACACUAGUGCACUUUGAGGCUAUGAAGUUGAUAAUGAGCGUAGGAAGGACUGUAAAUAGUCAGAAAAGGGCCUUCUCUGCACAGCAGCUGCAGUGCAGUGAGUAACACGAGAAGCCAAAGCUAGGUUAUUUAUUUGUAGUGAAUGUUGCAUUAUGUAUCUCUGUGGCACAAGGGUAAUCAAAUUCCAGGAAUGCUAUUUGCCUUGUACAAAUACUGUCUCAGGAAGGUCUGGGCUAUUAUAAUCUUAAUCUGCUCUGUCUAUAUUACUGUCUUAUAUGGUUGUGCACAGAAGGUGUUAUUCCCAAUGGCUGAAUUCAUGAAAUAUGGGGUCAACUACUACAGGGUUCUUGUCGUAUCCCUAAUGGCUAUCUGGAAGAAAAUUAUCUUGUUAGAAACAACCUGAUCAAAGAACCUAGAUAACAUGCACCAUAGCUUUUGCCACAUGGGAUAAUCAUAUGAUUGCACUGCAUUUAGAGUGCCAAAACACAGAAACAGAUAUUAAGGCAAUUUGUGAAAAAGUUCUCUUCCAUGUAAGAGAAAGUGUUAAUGCAGAUUUAACCACCUGCCAAGAGCAUUUGGAUUUUCAGGGUAGCAAAGCAGUCAGUGAUCUUCUGUUUGGUCAGUUCUGGUGAAAUGAACUGGAAGGAGAUCAUUCAUUGUGGAGUAGAGCCAUGUUACUGCUGCUAAUUACAUUGUCAUUUUCUGUAUUUUAGAAAUGUGACUAUGCUACCAAUCACUUGCUGCUGUUGGAAUAUCUUGAACAUGCUUGACUCUUCAUUUGAUGCAGUGGUUUUUAAAUAGAAUACCUUUAGAGUACCCUUAUAUUGGGCAGCAGCGAUAUAGCAAUAGCAAUAGCACUUACAUUUAUAUACCGCUCUAUAGCUGGAGCUCUCUAAGCGGUUUACAAUGAUUUAGCAUAUUGCCCCCCAACAUUCUGGGUACUCAUAUAGGAAGAUGCUGAAAGGCAUCAUCUCAUUCUGCAUGGGAGGAGGCAAUGGUAAACCCCUCCUGUAUUCCUCCAAAGAAACCACAGGGCUCUGUGGGUGCCAGGAGUUGAAAUCGACUUGACGGCGCACUUUACUAGAAUACCCUUUCCAUGUCAGCCUGUCUUUUGAGAAUUUGUCAUGUGAUGUAGCUUCUGUAUGUUGCAAAGAACACUAUCCUAAAACAUCCCAUCGGCCUGCCCCCCCAACCACCACACUUGUUAAUUUCUUUCAGGUUCCCCACUGACCCUUGCUAUUAUCCCAUGUGAACAGAGUGUAUGUGUAGGCAUAGAACAUACACAGAACUCUCUUCAGGCCUCUGCACAUUACUAGUUAGUAAAGGCAGGAAAAACGGAGGAGAUCAGUUAUCAAGGUGACACUCUUGAGGAGGAUCCUAAGAAUCCUAGCUUAAAGCUCAUUACUGCUUCAUCCAUGAAAUGUACCAACAAGGAUACCACUGCAAGAUCUUAAAUCCUAUUGGGUUGGAUUCAGAGGAAUCUUCUGCUUUCAGAAGGGCUGUUUUAUACCUUGCACUUUAGGAGCACAGAUUUGAUGCAACUAUUAGCAGAUUCAGGGAAGAAAAGGGGGACGAUUUGGGAUCAAAGUUGCCACUUGUGUCCCUGAAAAUCAGAAAACAACAACGUCCACAUUCCUACUUACUCUCAGCAAGAGAGAAAGUCUUGUGUGAAAGAAAAUGAUGUGACUUUUAUGAAACUGCGGUACAAACCCCUACGUCCCAGUGUGUAGCUAGAUCCAAGAAAACCAAACCCUAUGUAGAGCUACCUACAGUGAAAGAGUGACAUGGAAACUGAAUCGGGAACAGGCAGUGAGAAAUAAAGUCAAGGAAUUAAAAGUGAAUUGUUUCACUGAAACCCUUGGAGCUGCUUUCUUUUUUGAGAUGACAGACUGAUAUAUCGUCACCCAGUUUUAUUUUAUUUUUUAAUUACUGCAUCUAUGUCUGCUUCAUGUUCCUAAUGGGAAAAGAUCAUGGCAACAGAAAAGAUGAAGACCAGGGAUGGCAUCAGGUCAGCCAGGGUAACUGUGCUUCAUGACUAUGUGGGCUGCAGGACGUUUGAGGUGUCGUCUUCAGUGUCUGUAGGAGCCAUCAAAGAAUUAAUUUAUUCAGAGACAGGUUUUCCAGUAACUGAGCAAUGUCUGCACUAUUGCGGAAGAGAGUUAUCAGAUUGUGUCAAGAUUGGGGACCUUCAGCCUUCUCAGAAUCAUGUAUUUCUAAAUCUUUCGUCAAAAGGGCUAAAAGGAGGAGGUCGAUUUGGGCAAACAACUCCACCACUUGUUGAUUUCCUUAAAGAUAUUUUAAGAAGGUAUCCUGAAGGAGGACAAAUUCUAAAGGAAUUGAUUCAGAAUGCAGAAGAUGCUGGAGCCACAGAAGUUAGGUUUCUGUAUGAUGAGACUCAGUAUGGAACAGAGUCUCUCUGGUCUAAAGACAUGGCUCAGUAUCAGGGUUCUGCACUUUAUGUGUACAACAAUGCAGUUUUUACUCCUGAGGACUGGCAUGGCAUUCAGGAAAUUGCAAGAAGUAGAAAAAAAGAUGAUCCUCUCAAAGUCGGAAGAUUUGGAAUUGGAUUUAAUUCUGUUUAUCACAUAACAGACGUCCCAAGUAUAUUCAGUGGUGACCAAAUUGGAAUGCUGGACCCUCACCAAACACUUUUUGGACCCCGUGAAUCAGGUCAAUGUUGGAAUCUAAAAGAUGACAGCAAAGAAAUUAAUGAACUUACAGACCAGUUUACACCUUUUGUUGGUGUAUUUGGAAGCACUAAGGAAACAUUCAAAAAUGGUCACUUCCCUGGAACAUUUUUCCGCUUUCCUCUUCGCCAGCAGCCUUCCCAGCUGAGUAGCAAUCUGUACAACAAGGAAAAAGUUCUAGAAUUGUUUGAAUCCUUCAGAGUGGAUGCAGAUACUGUACUUCUGUUCCUUAAAAGUGUUCAGGAUGUUUCCUUACAUGUUAGAGAAACUGAUGGGACUGAACGACUCAUUUUUAGAGUUACUGCCAGUGAGAACAAAGCUUUGAAGCAUGAAAGACCCAACUCUAUCAAGAUUUUGGGAAGCGCCAUAAGCCAGUAUUGUAAAGGUGUUCCAAGUAAUAGCAUAACAUGUGUGACCUAUCAUGUAAACAUAGUUUUAGAAGAUGAAAGUGUUAAAGAUGCACAGAAAACAUCGUGGCUAGUAUGUAACAGUGUUGGUGGACGAGGAAUAUGUAAUGAGUUGGACUGUUUGGCUGAUGACUUAAAAUAUAUUCCGACUAUUGGUAUAGCUAUGUCUUUAUCAAGCAAUGGAGAAGAUAAAGGAGCCGUAGCACAAUUUUCAGGAAGCGCAUUUUGUUUUCUUCCAUUACCUCCUGGAGAGGAAAGCAAGACAGGUCUCCCAGUACAUGUUAGUGGGUUUUUUGGUCUUACAGAUAACAGAAGGAGUAUCAAAUGGCGAGAGCUUGAUCAGUGGCGAGAUCCAGCAGCCUUGUGGAAUGAGCUCCUUGUGGCCAACAUUGUCCCCAAAGCAUAUGCAACACUCAUACUGGAAGCAAUUAAACGAAUGGAAACGGAAGAGAAUUCAGAUUUCCCUCUUUCAGCUGAGAGAAUUUACAGGUUAUGGCCACAAAAGAGCAAAUUAAAAGUUCACUGGCAGCCAAUUGUAGAACCUCUUUUGAAAGAGUUGUUCCAGAAUGAAGUUAUUUACUCCAUCAGUGAUCACUGGAUAAAGGUGGAGCAAGUAUAUUUCUCAGAAAUGAAUGAGAGCUUGGAAUACACCCAAGCUGUGCUAAACUACCUCCAAGAUUCAGGGAGAGAGGUUGCUAAAGUACCAGAAAAUAUUGCUCAUGCAGUUGAUCUUAUUGUGUCUAGUAUGAGACCUGUGAAAAAAGUGACUCCUGGAACAAUACGGCAGGCAUUAAGAAAAUCUGAGCACAAGGGACCUGCUGUAGAAAAGCUUCAUAUCUUAGAGUUUGUACUAAGUGAUGGAAACUACAGUGAGCUUAUUGGACUGGAGCUUCUGCCCUUACAAAAUGGGGAUUUUGUUUCAUUCUCUUCAUCGGCAUCAGACCAAGAUGCAGUUUACAUAACUUCAGAAAGUUACCCAAGGUCCCUCUUCCCAGGUGUUGAAGGAAGAUUACUUGCUGAUGAUCUGAAGCCUCAAGUUCUGUCUGCUUUGAAGGAAGCUGCCAAAAGCAGAGGAAGACCAUGCACUCAGUUACAGCUUCUGAACCCUGAACGUUUUGCACGGCUCAUCAAAGAAAUUAUGAAUACUUUAUGGCCUAAUAGAGAGAUCAUUGUGCAAUGGUUUCCACUUUCUGAAGAUAAAAAUCAGCCACCUGUUUCAUGGAUUAAAAUGGUAUGGAAGAACCUGUACAUACAUUUCUCUGAAGACUUGUCCAUGUUUGAUGACAUGCCACUUAUCCCAAAGAUGUUAUUAGAUGAAAACCAAGAAGUAGUGGAACUCAUUAGAUUAAAGUCUCCAUCACCAGUUAUUUUAGAUGAUGAUUCUGAAACGCAGCUUCCAGAAUGUUUAGCUGAUAUAAUUGAGCAGCUUGGUGGGAUUGUGCUUAAGAAACUAGACCCUUCUAUACAACAUCCACUUCUAAAGAAAUAUGUACAUGCUCCAUUGCCAAGUGUAGUUUUGCAGAUAAUAGAAAGACUCUCUUUACAGAAAUUGACCAAUCAGGUUGCAUCAUUUUCUACAAUGUACAAAAAUGCUCUUAGGAGCUUCCUUGCUAGUUUAACUGAUAUUACUGAAAAAGAGAAAAGAGUCAUUCAUGACCUAGUAAUAUUUAGGAGAACGGAACAAUCACUUGAUGAAGAAGUUGCUUUUACUGCAUUGAAAGACUGUAAAGUGCUGCACCACACUGCCAAACUUCCACCUGAUAUAAAGCUCUCUGUUUCACUAGUUGAAAGCAGUGAUGAAGCUUCCAUUCGUUUAGUAAAUAUAAUGAAAAUAGAACAGCUAAAGAGCACGGAUUGCAUGAAGUUUAUUUUAAAAGAUAUUGAAAGUGGCUUUUAUUGUAAUGAAGAAGCAACAAAGAUUAUGCUAUGGAUUCUGGAAAAUCUUACUUUCCUCAAAAAUGAAAAUGCAGAAGUGCUAGAUUGGCUGACACCACUAAGAUUUAUUCAGAUUUCAGAAGAAAAGAUGGUGUCAGCCAAUGAACUCUUUGAUCCUGAAGUGGAGAUAUUACAAAAUCUGUUCUAUGGUGAAGAAGAAAACUGCUUCCCCCCUGUGAUUUUUAAAACAUCCCCAGAUAUACUUCAUUCUUUGAGAUUAAUCGGCCUUAAAAGUGAGAGCAACUUGGAAGAGAGAGACAUUUUGUGUGUGGCCCAUAAGAUUGAAAACUUGAAGGACUGUGCUAGUACAGAUCAUGAUGCACUUACAAGAAAAGCAAGAACAUUGUUAAUGAUUUUGAAUAAAAGUUCUUUCUUACUGCAUUCACCUGAAACAAAAGCAACAUUGAAAAAGAUUAAAUGGAUUCCAGCAUGCAAGGAAAGACCUCCAAAUUAUCCAAAUUCAUUAAUUUGGAAAGGUGAUCAUUGUAAUCUAUGUUCACCACCUGAAAUGUGUGAUUUCUCUCAGGCAACUUUAGUAGGGUCCUCUGUUCCUCUUGUAGAAAAUGUCCGGCCAAAUGUUGAAAAAGCGCUAGGUAUCUCCAUCAAACCUAGUAUAAAAUCAGUGUUAAAACACUUUAAAGUAGUAGUAGACUGGCACAGUUCAAAAAAAUUUAGCAAUGAACAUUACUAUCAGUUUCAGCACAUCUUGCUUGAGAUUUAUGGCUUCAUGCAUGAUCACUUAGAUGAAGGUAAAGAAGCUUUUAAAGCCUUGAAGUUUCCUUGGGUCUGGACUGGUAGAACCUUUUGUUUACUUUCUCAAGCAGUGAUAAAAUCAGCACAUGAUCUUGAUCUCCAGCCAUAUCUGCAUAGUGUGCCAAAAACAAUGGCUAAAUUCAACCAGUUGUUCAAAUAUUGCGGGUCAAUUGAGCAGCUGACCCCAGAUCAUGUUUCCAUGGUCAUUCAGAAAAUAUACCUCAAGAGUGAACAGACUCUCACAGAAGAAGAGAGUAAACAAAAUCUUCAUAUUAUGUUGAAUAUUAUACGGUGGUUAUACAGCAGUCAGAUCCCUGCAAGUUUAAAUACACCUGUUCCGCUGCAUUGUAGCAAAAAGCCUUAUAGACUUACAAUGAAACCAAUUCAUGAGUGCUGCUAUUGUGAUAUCAAGGUGGAUGACUUAAAUGAUUUGCUUGAAGAUGCUGUUGAGCCAAUAAUUCUGGUUCAUGAAGAUAUACCCAUGAAAACUGCAGAAUGGUUGAAUGUGCCAUGUCUUAGUACCAGGUUGAUUAAUCCAGAAAACAUGGGAUUUGAGCAGUCUGGUCAAAGAGAACCUCUUACUGUAAGAAUUAAAAACAUUUUGGAAGAAUACCCUUCUGUAUCAGAUAUCUUCAAAGAAUUGCUUCAAAAUGCUGAUGAUGCUAAUGCAGCUGAAUGUAAUUUUUUGAUUGACAUGAGGAGAAAUAAUGACAUUAGAGAAAAUCUUUUGGACCCAGGAAUGGCAGCAUGUCACGGACCAGCCCUGUGGUCCUUCAACAAUUCUGAAUUUUCUGACUCUGACUUCCUAAAUAUAACUCGAUUAGGUGAAUCUCUAAAAAGAGCAGAAGUUGAUAAAGUUGGAAAAUUUGGCUUGGGAUUUAAUUCUGUAUAUCAUAUCACUGACAUUCCCAUCAUUAUGAGCAGAGAGUUUAUGAUCAUGUUUGAUCCAAACAUCAAUCAUCUCAGUAAACAUAUAAGAGAUAAAUCUAAUCCUGGGAUCAAAAUUAAUUGGAGUAAACAACAGAAAAGACUUAGGAAGUUUCCUAACCAGUUCAAGCCAUUUAUAGGUGUGUUUGGUUGUCAGCUCCCAUUGGCAGUGGAGGCACCUUACAGUUAUAAAGGGACACUUUUCAGACUUUCUUUUAGAACUCAACAGGAGGCUAAAGUGAGUGAAGUCAGCACUACUUGCUACAAUACUGCAGAUAUCUAUUCUCUUGUGGAUGAAUUUAGCAUUUGUGGGCACAGAUUAAUAAUCUUUACUCAGUGUGUAAAUUCUAUGGUUUUGAAGUAUUUGAAAACUGAAGAAACCAACCCUGGUGCAGCACAAGAUACAGUGACCAUUAAAAAAAUGCUGUGUUUGUCCAAAGCAAUAGCUACCCCAGCCGAAAGUGUUCUAAAGGAAGCUGCUAAACUUAUGAAAACCUGCAGCAGUAGUACUAAAAAGCUUCCUACAGAAUCUCCCAAGUCCUCGUGCUUAUUGCAAAUAGUAGUAGAAGAGUUUCAUCAUGUAUUCAGGCGAAUUGCUGAUUUGCAUUCUCCAGUUUUUAGAGGGUCAGAUGAUGACAUGCCUUCUUUCUUUGAAAUGGCUAAAUCUGGACAAACAAAAAGGCCUGCUGAUGAAUUGCCACAAAAAACUGUUGAUACAACAACAUGGCUUAUAUGUUCUUGCAUGGAUACUGGGGAGGCCUUAAAAUUCUGUUUACAUGAGAGUGGACGAAGGCUAGGACUUGUCCCAUGUGGUUCAGUAGGAGUUAUGUUGUCUGAAACUCAGGAUAAAAAAUGGACUGUGAAACCCAAUUGCAGCAACUUAGGAGAAGUAUUUUGUUAUUUACCGCUUCGAAUAAAAACAGGCCUGUCUGUUCACAUUAAUGGCUCUUUUGCUGUAACAUCAAAUCGAAAAGAAAUAUGGAAAACUGACACAAAAGGAAGAUGGAAUACAGUGUUCAUGCGAUAUGUCAUUGUAAAAGCGUACUUGGAUGCUCUUGUGGUUUUACGCAAUAUGGCAGUCUGUGGAGAGCUAGAGGAUUACAAUUACUAUGCAGUGUGGCCUGAUCCUGACUUAGUCCAUGAUGAUUUUUCAAUUAUAUGUCAAGGAUUUUAUGAAGAAAUUGCUCACAUGAAAGGCAAAGAAGGAAUCUGCGUGUUCUCUGAUGGGUCAUCUUGGGUGUCCAUGAAAAAUGUGAGAUUCUUAGAUGAUUCACUGUUGAAGCGUCCAGACAUUGGUUCUGCAGCUUUCAAGAUUUUUCUCAAAUACCUUAAAAAAACUGGCUCAAAAAAUCUCUGUGCAGUAGACCUUCCUUCUUGGGUCAAAGGUGGCUUUGAAGAAGCUGGAUGUAAACAAGUAUUACUAGAGAAUACAUUUUCAGAGAGACAGUUCUUUUCGGAGGUGUUUUUUCCAAACAUUCAAGAGAUUGAAGCAGAGCUCCGCAAUCCUUUAAUGCACUAUGUUUUAAGUGAAAAGGUUAGCGAGUUCUCAGAGAUUAUUUGUGUUACUCCAUGUAUUCCUUGUUCUUUGAAUGAAUGUCCUCUGGUGGAGCCUUCAAGACUGAUCCAUCCUGAAGGUCGAGUUGCAAAGUUGUAUGAUAAAAAAGAUGGAAGAUUUCCCCAUGGCACCAGUCAAGAUUACCUUAAUCCAAUAAUUUUGGUCAAACUAGUUCAGUUAGGCAUGGUUAAAGAUGAUAUUUCAUGGGAAGACCUGAUUGAACGUGCAGAGUCAGUAGCAGAAAUUAACAAGACUGAUCAUGCUUCAGCUUGUCUCAGAAGCAGUAUAAUAUUGAGUCUCAUAGAUGAAAAACUUAAGCACAGAGAUCCUAGAGCUAAAGAAUUUGCUGUAAAAUUUCAGACAAUACCUUUUCUUCCAUUUCUCACAAAACCAGCAGGCUUCUCAUUGCACUGGAAAGGCACUGAUUUUGAACCAGAAACAAUGUUUUCAGCAAUGGACCUCUUCACUGCUGAUUACCAAGACAUAGUUUGUCUCUUAAAACCAAUUCUUAAUGAAAAUUCCCAUUCCUUUAAGGGUUGUGGAAGCAUUUCUUUGGCAGUUAAAGAUUUUUUAGGCUUGCUUAAGAAACCAACUGUCACUAUGGUUAUAAGUCAGUUGAAAGAAGUUGCAAAGUCCUUUGAUGGAAUUACUUUAUAUCAGGAAAAUAUCACCAAUGCUUGCUAUAAAUAUCUUCAUGAAGCACUUCUACAAAAUGGAGCGACAAAAGCCAUCAUCACUGAAGAAUUGAAAAACUGUAGCUUUAUUCUUGUUGAAAAUGGCUAUGUUGGUCCCACAAAGGUGUCUUUUCAUCUGAACUUUGAGGCAGCACCAUAUCUCCAUCAACUUUCAAACAAAUACAGAAAUAGUUUUCGUGAGUUGUUUGAAAGUGUGGGUGUGCGUCAUGUUUUUACAGUGGAAGAUUUUGCUCUAGUUCUUGAGUCAGUCAAUCAGGAAAGAGGAACUAAACCACUGACUGAAGAAAAUUUCCAGCUUUGUAGAAGACUAAUCAGUGAAGGAAUAUGGAGUCUCAUUAGAGAAAAGAAGCAAGAAUUUUGUGAAAAAAAGUAUGGUGAUAUUUUAUUACCAGAUACUUACCUUGCCCUUCUGCCUGCUAAUUCUUUGUGUUACAAUGACUGUCCUUGGAUAAAAGUGAAAGAUACAACUGUAAAGUAUUGCCAUUCUGACAUCCCUAGAGAGGUAGCAGUAAAGCUUGGGGCUGUACCCAAGCGACACAAAGCAUUAGAAAGAUAUGCAUCGAACAUCUGCUUCACAACUCUUGGAACUGAAUUUGGACAGAAAGAAAAAUUGACAAGCAGAAUUAAAAGCAUUCUUAAUGCAUAUCCAUCAGAAAAGGAAAUGCUGAAAGAGCUCCUUCAGAAUGCUGAUGAUGCAAAGGCUACAGAAGUCUGUUUUGUGUUUGACCCUCGGCAACAUCCAGUUGAUAGAAUAUUUGAUGAAAAAUGGUCACCACUCCAAGGGCCUGCACUGUGUGUCUUCAACAAUCAGCCUUUUACUGAAGAUGAUGUCAGAGGAAUUCAGAACCUUGGAAAAGGCACUAAAGAAGGCAAUCCAUGUAAAACUGGUCAAUAUGGCAUAGGAUUCAAUUCUGUGUAUCACAUAACUGAUUGCCCUUCUUUCAUUUCUGGUAAUGAUAUACUUUGUAUUUUUGAUCCCCAUGCUAGAUAUGCACCAGGUGCAACAUCAAUUAGUCCUGGACGCAUGUUUAGAGACCUAGAUGCUGACUUCAGAACACAGUUCUCAGAUGUACUAGACCUCUAUUUAGGAGCUCACUUUAAACUUGAAAACUGUACUAUGUUUAGGUUUCCACUCCGAAAUGGAGAAAUGGCAAAAGUUUCAGAAAUUUCCUCAGUGCCAUGCUCUGAUAGAAUGGUGCAAAAUCUUCUAGAUAAGCUGCGGACAGAUGGAGCCGAACUCUUGAUGUUUUUGAACCACAUGGAAAAAAUUUCCAUUUGUGAAAUAGAGAAAACAACUGGGGCACUUAAUGUGUUAUAUUCUGUAACAGGCAAAGUAACAGAUGGAGAUCGACUGAAACGAAAGCAAUUCCAUGCUUCUGUAAUUGACAGUGUAACUAAGAAGAAACAGCUUAGUGAGAUACCUGUGCAACAAAUCACUUACAGCAUGGAUACUGAAGACUCUGAAGGUAAUCUUACAACCUGGUUAAUUUGCAACAGGUCAGGUUUUUCAGCCAUGGAAAAAGUAUCUAAGAGUGUUGUAUCAGCUCAUAAGAAUGAAGACAUUACCCUUUUUCCAAGAGGAGGAGUUGCUGCAUGCAUUACUCACAACUAUAAAAAACCCCACAGGGCAUUUUGUUUCUUACCUUUGUCUUUGGAAACUGGAUUACCAUUUCAUGUGAAUGGACACUUUGCUCUGGAUUCUGCCAGAAGAAAUCUGUGGCGUGAUGAUAAUGGAGUUGGAGUACGAAGCGACUGGAAUAAUAGUUUAAUGACAGCAUUGAUAGCACCAGCCUAUGUUGAACUUCUGAUUCAGCUGAAAAAACGUUAUUUUCAAGGGACCGAUCCAACAGUGUCAGUACUACAAAAUGCUUCUAUGCAUAUUGUGAAAGAUACUUUAAAAAAGUUUCUAUCCUUCUUCCCAGUUAACAGGCUUGACCUGCAGCCUGAUUGGUAUUGCUUAGUGAAAGCAGUUUACAGUUGCAUUCAUGAGGAGGCAAAGCGUCUUUUACCUGUUGUGCGAGCUCCAAACAUUGAUGGCUCUGAUUUACAUUCUGCAAUUAUCAUUACUUGGGUUAAUAUGUCUACCUCAAACAAAGCUAGGCCAUUCUUUGACAAUUUGCUACAAGAUGAGUUGCAACACCUCAAAAAUGUAGAGUACAACAUCACAACACGCAAAACAGUAGCAGAAAAUGUGUAUCGACUCAAACAUCUACUUUUAGAAAUUGGCUUCAACUUGAUCUACAGCUGUGAUGAAACUGCAAAUCUUUAUCACUGUCUUGUUGAUGCAGACAUUCCUGUGACCUAUGUGACUCCUGCUGAUGUCCGAUCAUUUUUGAUGACAUUUUCCUCUCCAGAUUCUAAUUGUCACAUUGGAAAGCUGCCUUGUCGUCUUCAGCAAACAAAUUUAAAACUUUUCCACAGCCUGAAACUACUUGUUGACUAUUGUUUUAAAGAUGCAGAAGAAAAUGAAAUUCACAUUGAGGGAUUACCCUUGCUUAUCACUCUUGACAGUGUGUUGCAAGUUUUUGACUCAAAACGCCCAAAGUUCUUAACAACCUAUCAUGAACUGAUUCCAUCUCGUAAAGAUCUGUUUAUGAACACUCUCUAUUUGCGGUACAGCAAUAUUUUACUUAAAUGUAAUGUAGCAAAAGUCUUUGAUAUCACCAGCUUUGCUGAUCUCUUGUCUUCUGUGUUGCCAAGAGAAUACAAAGCCAGAGGUUGUAUGAGAUGGAAAGAGAACUUUGCAAGUGAAUCCUGGCUUAAGAACACAUGGCAUUUUAUCAGUGAAUCUCUGAAUGCCAAAGAUGACCAGGAAGAUGCAAAACCAACAUUUGAUGAUGUUGUUGAUACUUUGAAGGACUGGGCACUGCUACCAGGUACAAAAUUUACUGUCUCCUCCAAUCAGCUUGUUGUACCAGACUGUGAUGUUUUGCUUCCUCUUAGUCUUAUGCAUAUAGCUCUCUUUCCCAAUUCUCAAACUGAUAAAGUUUUUCAUGCUUUAAUGAAAACUGGCUGUAUUCAGCUUGCUUUGAACAAAAUUUGUUCCAAGGACAAUGCUCUAGUACCCCUGUUGUCAGGACAUACAGCAAAUAUAGAUAACCCUUCAAGCAUCCUAAGAGCUAUACAUUACAUGAUUCAAACAUCAACAUUCAAGACUGAAAAACUAGCUGAAAAUGACUUUGAAGCCCUUUUAAUGUACUUUAAUUGCAAUCUAAAUCAUCUGACAUCCCAGGAUGACAUUAAAAUUUUAAGAUCUCUUCCAUGCUAUAAAUCCAUCAGUGGACGAUACAUAAGCAUUUCAAAAUGUGGGGCAUGUUAUGUACUCACAAGAAGUAUCCCUUCAGUUGAGGUGGAUAAAUGGACACAGUCAACUUCAACUGCCUUUCUUGAAGAGAAAAUCCACUUAAAAGACUUGUACACUGUGCUUGGAUGCAUUCCAGUAGAUGACCUUGAAGUUUAUUUGAAGCACCUCUUACCAAAGAUUGAAAGUCUGUCUUAUGAUGCAAAACUCGAACAUCUUAUUUACUUAAAGAACAGGCUCUGCAGCAUUGAAGAAUCAUCAGAAAUAAAGGAACAGCUGUUUGAAAAGUUGGAAAGCUUUCUGAUCAUUCAUGAUGCAUGUAAUAGACUAAAGCCUGCAAAGCAUUUUUAUGACAGGACUGUAAGAGUUUUUGAAGUUAUGCUUCCAGAAAAACUGUUCAUACCUCAAGAUUUCUUUAAGAAACUGGAACAACUCACAAAGCCCAAGAAUCGUGCUGCAUUUCUUACAUCAUGGGUAGCAUUUCUCCGAAAUAUGGGAUUAAAAUAUGUUAUUUCCCAGCAGCAAUUACUGCAGUUUGCAAAAGAGAUUAGUAUGAGAGCUAACACUGAAAAUUGGACUAAAGAUACACUGCAGAAUACAGUGGACGUCAUCCUUCAUCAUAUAUUUCAAGAACGAACGGAUUUGUUCUCUGGAAACUUCCUUAAGGAAUUAUCUUUAAUUGCAUUCUUGUGUCCAGAACGUGCUCCUGCAGAAAUUGUCAGAUUUCAUCCACAGUAUCAAGAGGUUAAUGGAACACUCCCUCUUAUAAAGUUCAGUGGAGCCCAAGUAAACCCUAAAUUCAAACAGACAGAUGUUUUGCAGCUUCUGUGGACUUCAUGUCCCAUCCUUCCAGAAAAAGCAACACCAUUAAGUAUCAAAGAACAAGAAGGAAGCAUUCUUGGUCCACAAGAACAACUUGAGCAGGUUUUGACUAUGCUUAAUGUCAAUUUGGAUCCUCCUUUGGACAAAGUUAUAAAUAACUGCAGAAAUAUAUGCAAUAUAACAACUUUGGAUGAGGAUAUGGUAAAAACAAGGGCUAAGGUCCUAAGGAGUAUAUAUGAAUUCCUCAGUACAGAGAAAAAAGAAUGCCGGUUUCAGCUUCGAGGGGUUACUUUUGUGAUGGUUGAAGAAGGUUGGAAGCUGUUGAAGCCUGAGGAAGUAGUAAUAAAUCUUGAGUAUGAAUCUGAUUUUAAACCUUACCUUUACAAGCUUCCAUUAGAACUUGGCACCUACCACCAAUUAUUUAAACACUUAGGUACUGAAGACGUUAUUUCAACAAAGCAGUAUGUUGAGGUUUUGAGUCGUAUAUUCAAGAACUCUGAAGGAAAACAGCUUGAUCCUAACGAAAUGCGUACAGUUAAGAGAGUUGUUUCUGGCCUGUUUAAAAGCCUUCAAAAUGAUUCUGUUAAGGUGAGAAAUGACCUUGAAAAUGUGCGAGAUCUUGCUCUUUACCUUCCCAGUCAAGAUGGUAGAUUGGUAAAAUCAAGCAUCUUAGUUUUUGAUGAUGCACCACAUUACAAAAGUAGAAUACAAGGAAACAUUGGUGUGCAAAUGCUGGUUGAUCUUAGCCAGUGUUAUUUAGGGAAGGACCAUGGUUUUCACACUAAACUGAUAAUGCUAUUUCCUCAGAAAUUACGACCUCGUCUUCUCAGCAGUAUCCUUGAGGAGCAGUUAGAUGAAGAAUCACCAAAAAUGUGUCAAUUUGGAGCACUUUGUUCUCUUCAGGGAAGACUCCAAUUAUUGCUAUCUUCUGAACAGUUCAUCACAGGACUUAUUAGAAUUAUGAAACAUGAAAAUGACAAUGCGUUUUUAGCCAAUGAAGAAAAAGCCAUAAAACUUUGCAAAGCCUUGCGAGAAGGCUUGAAAGUUUCUUGUUUUGAGAAGUUGCAAACUACACUAAGGGUUAAAGGGUUUGCUCCUAUUCCUCACAGCAGAAGUGAAACCUUUGCUUUUUUAAAGAGGUAUGGAAAUGCGGUGAUACUGCUCUAUAUACAGCACUCGGACAGUAAAGACAUUAAUUUCCUUCUGGCAUUAGCAAUGACCCUCAAAUCUGCAACGGAUAAUCUGAUUUCGGAUACUUCCUAUUUAAUUGCCAUGUUGGGGUGCAACGAUAUUUAUAGAAUUAGUGAGAAGCUUGACAGUUUGGGUGUGAAAUAUGACUCGUCAGAACCAUCAAAACUUGAACUACCUAUGCCUGGCACUCCUAUACCCUCUGAAAUUCACUACACACUACUUAUGGAUCCAAUGAAUGUUUUUUAUCCUGGUGAAUAUGUUGGUUAUCUUGUUGAUGCUGAAGGGGGUGACAUAUAUGGGUCAUACCAUCCGACCUAUACGUAUGCUAUCAUUGUGCAAGAAGUAGAAAAGGAAGAUGAUGAAAAUUCCAGUUUCCUAGGCAAGAUUUAUCAAAUUGACAUUGGAUACAGUGAGUACAAGAUAGUAAGCUCUCUUGACUUGUACAAAUUCUCAAGACCUGAUGAGAGUUCUCAGAGCAGGGACAGUGCACCAUCUACUCCAACAAGUCCUACAGAAUUUCCAUCACAUGGACCAAGGACAAUUCCUCCUCUUUUUCCUGGAAGGGAGAGUCACAAAUCAUCCUCUUCGUCCUCAUCUAAACAUCAUUCUCCCAAAAAGAUUAAAGCAAAUUCUCUGUUAGAAAUUUUAAGGGAAGUGACAUCAGUGGUGGAACAAGCUUGGAAACUUCCAGAAUCUGAAAGGAAAAAGAUCAUAAGACGACUAUAUCUAAAGUGGCAUCCAGACAAAAAUGCAGAGAACCUUGAAAUAGCCAAUGAGGUUUUCAAACAUUUACAAAAUGAGAUCAACAGGUUAGAAAAGCAGGCUUAUAUAGACCAAAAUGCAGAUAGGGCAUCCAGACGAACAUUUUCAUCCUCGGCUUCUCGAUUUCAGUCAGACAAAUUUUCUUUUCAAAGAUUUUACACUUCAUGGAACCAAGAAGCAACCAGCCACAAAUCUGAAAGGCAACAAUCUAAAGAAAGAUGUCCAUCUUCUACCGGUCCUUCAUACUCUCAGCGAUUUUUUGUGCCACCUACAUUUAAGUCAGUUGGGAAUCCUGUUGAGGCACGUAGGUGGUUGAGACAAGCUAGAGCAAAUUUCUCAGCUGCAAGAAAUGACCUUCAUAAAAAUGCCAAUGAAUGGGUGUGCUUUAAAUGUUACUUGUCUACCAAGUUAGCCUUGAUUGCUGCUGAUUAUGCAGUAAGGGGUAAGUCAGAUAAAGAUGUUAAACCAACUGCACUAGCACAGAAAAUUGAGGAAUAUAGCCAACAACUUGAAGGUCUUGCAAAUGAUGUGCACACAUUGGAAGCAUAUGGGGUGGACAGCUUAAAAACACGCUAUCCUGACCUCCUUCCUUUCCCACAAAUUCCGAAUGACAGGUUCACUUCUGAAGUUGCUAUGAGGGUGAUGGAGUGUACAGCAUGUAUUAUAAUAAAACUUGAAAAUUUUAUACAGCAAAAGGUAUGAAAGAGGUUAAAGAGAUGGUGGAUUUGUAUGUGCACACCAUCUCUUCAACCACAGUUUUCUCUAUGCUGCUUUUUGGUGACAUGUUACUGAAGAUGUCUCAUGCACUCAGCCAUGUGGCACUGUAUGGUAGGAGUACAAGUGCUCUGACAUGCAUAGAAAAAAAUAAGAGUACGUCCGGGUUUAUCCUUGCUAGCAAGAGCUAUAUAUGAAAUAUGAUGGAAUAAAAUGUGAUUUACUUGUGCAGUUACUGUACUUCAGAGGCUAUACAGUUUCUAGCAGCUUAUAGAUACAGUGCAUAUAUUUCAGUGGUACUGAGGUCCAAACUAGACAUUUGGGGGCAGACAGUGGGUCAUUGCUGAAGAGCUGCAAAACAGCAGGAGGAAAGCAUGAUUAACAAUAGAGAAGUGUCAGGAAGGGAAGGAGCACUUAACCCUUUCCUAGUCCAACUCUUUCUCCUGUAAUCUCCCUUUCCAUUGCCCUUGCUGCUCUUGGAUGACAACCCUGGUCAGUUAAAGAAUAUCUAGUUCAUCUCCAAGGUACAUAGGAUUUAAAUUUAAUUUACAUAAAUUAUGUACAUAAUUUAAAAACAAAAAAACUGAGCCUAUGAUUAGCAAAACUGUGGAACAUAUAUUUAAAUAUUUGCAGGAAGACUGAGCUGUAAAAUGUGGUUAUGUACAGUGAUGAAAUUUACAGGGCUGAACUGCACUUUAUGUAACCAAAGCUUAGGAUUAUGGUCGGUAAAAGCUGUAUGUGUGUGUAUAUAUACCAUCAAACUUGUAUCCAUUCAAUGUUAUGUUUCCAAAAGGUGUCAUUUUUCAGUGUACUAAUAUAAGGGUGGGUAUGUUAUCCUUUUUAACAAAUUCAAAAAUCUUUGGAGAAGAGUCAUUGCAGAGUAUUCUGUAAUUUAUUUGUUUGUCAUGGACAUUCAUUUCACUGAGAGUAAUACUAUCUGCUGGAUCUGAUAGAUUUGCUGCAGUCUUACAUCAGAGGUUGCUAGGGGACCUUUGACACAGCACAGUAUUUUAAUUCUGAAUGUUUAAUGACUUCCACACAAGACAUACUUUCCUUAUAAUCUACUUUACACCUUUUUGACAUUUUUACAUUUCUUGUUUAACAAGAAUUGCAAGUGUAUAACCUAGAAAUGUACUUCAUUUUCUGUAAGGUUUUUGAAACUGCACACCAAAUCUUAUUUUUUCACAAGUCGCGUUACUUCAACUUUUUCAUUUAUAUAUUUCCAUGAGCCACCUUUGGAAAUAGUAUAACUUGAUCAAGCAUUUUGGUAUACAGUGGGGUAAUUUUUUUUUAAUUACAUACUAAAUGGUGCUGCAAUGUUUUGCUUUUUCGUUUUGUCUCACACUGUGGCACAUGAGAUGUCUGAUUUUAGUUCAUACACUUUCUUUUAUAAAUUGUAAUACUUUUGAUAAUGCCAUGUAAAUUAUUCAAUAUUUGUAAGAAAAAUCAUGAAAAUGUAUAAAAUAAAACUGCUGCAUUUAGUAUUAUGUUCUGCUAUUACCUAAUUGUCAUAACUAUUUACUUGAUCAGUGCACUGAAAUUAUAAUUUCAUUUAAAGAAUGUAAAACUAAAGGAGUAAGAUGAGCUUUGAGAAAUUACAACCAAAAUUAUUGCAGUAGAAAAGAAAAAAUGUUGAUAAAAGCUCUUCAAUUAAAUGUAAAUAAUAAAGGGCUUUUUAUGUGGAAAGUAACUCAGCAAAUUCUAGACUUUGAAAGCUUACUUCUGGUUGCAAAGCCAUGUGAUAAUGGCACUUAACCACAGAAAUAAAGUAAUUUUAAUAAUAAAUCUGAA